This is a messenger RNA of Haliotis rufescens (red abalone), 1034 nucleotides long. RefSeq lists its product as uncharacterized. The transcript is spliced from 6 exons. The record is from RefSeq and is a predicted model, not a curated record. Bases 32 to 865 code for a protein of 277 amino acids. NCBI's taxonomy places the organism in Eukaryota, Metazoa, Mollusca, Gastropoda, Lepetellida, Haliotidae.
CUCAUUUGCCCCCUCUCUGCCUUAUGCUGACAUGCGCAGUGGGAAUUUCUAUGAGAAGAAUCUGUAUCGCUGCAGUCUCCAAACAGUAUUCAACAGAGCAACAACCCACAAGAACUUGAGUGCGGAACUCAAAGAAUCCUGGUAUUUGUCUGUGCGGAGAAAUUACGACUUUACAACAAUGUUCAAGCUCCUCUUUGGUCUCCUCACCCUGUCGUGUCUCCCCCGGUCGGUCCUCGGCUCCGAUGUCGAUAGAGACGCCCUUCUGUACAGAAUGGACAUCACUCUUCCCCCAAAGGUGGGGAGGGACGAGACGGCGGACAUACUGGCAAUAAAAGCAACAGUGGGAGGUCUAACUGGUAUCAACGUGCUAUUAUCAUUUAAGGAUCUUGGGAACCCAAGGCUAAUUUAUGUUCUUGAUGUCGAGAAAGCAUGCAGCUGGCCACAGUUGACAAGCUUUCUGUCACGAAAGGGCUAUGAGGUGAAGACGACCCCAGUGUACCGCUGCAGUGACUACGCCCGGGAACUUGGGGUCCAUAUGACGAGAGGUUUUUAUGACUCUAGUCUCGAGGAUGACGAGAACUUACUUCUUGGCCGGCAGAUAUUUUAUGUCAAAGAUAUAACAACAGCUGAGUUUGACGAGAAGAUGAGACAGAUGUUUGUGAGAGACGUGGGCAUUCUGAACGCUGGUCAACGGGCAGCAUGUUUCAGAACUCUAGCAAGCCUUCCAGUUGAGCUGAUCCACUUCGCCCCAGUUAGCCAAAGCCGAAUGGAUGCGAUAGAGGAAACCUUGCAUGGACCUGAAGACUUUGACCUUGAAAUGAAUCGAAUCCAGAACCUUGGUCAUUACUCGGCACGAUGCGAGUGAAAAGAUACACUUUCCGACACGGCGUUUUUGUCAAACUGACGGGAUAAGGAUUUGAUAGUCCACUUAUACUGAUUGAUCCUGAUACUAGAUUAAUCAAAUUACAUUUUGACAUGUACACGCAACUAAUUAUAUGUAUUCAUCAUUAACUGAAUAAACUAUUCCUUUCCUU